Molecule: messenger RNA, 2520 nt
Organism: Tripterygium wilfordii
Lineage: Eukaryota; Viridiplantae; Streptophyta; Magnoliopsida; Celastrales; Celastraceae
Product: exocyst complex component EXO70A1-like
Exons: 12
Coding region: 140-2110 (656 amino acids)
Biological process (GO): exocytosis
Cellular component (GO): exocyst
Molecular function (GO): phosphatidylinositol-4,5-bisphosphate binding
Source: RefSeq, a predicted model, not a curated record
AUCCCGUCAAAGCAAAGAAAAACAGCAAGAGAAAUGUGUCGGCAGACACAUUCUCCUUCUCUCUCUUGAUCUUGAUAGAGAGAGAAAGAAACGGAGAGGAAAAUUCAUAACCCGAUAAUCGAAGAGAAUACGAAGACAAAUGGGUGUAGCUGUUGCAGGCAUGGAUUCUCUGAGAGAUAGAGCGGCCAUGAUGAGAGAGUCACUGCAAAAGAGCCAGACAAUCACGGACAAAGUUGUCUCCAUUCUUGGAUCCUUUGAUCACCGCCUUUCUGCCCUUGAAACCGCCAUGCGCCCCACGCAGGUUAGAACACAUGCUAUAAGGAAAGCUCAUGAAAAUAUAGACAAGACUUUGAAAGCUGCCGAGGUUAUAUUGGUGCAAUUCGAUCUCUCUCGUCAGGCAGAGGCUAAAAUACUGAAAGGGCCGCAUGAAGACUUGGAAAGUUAUCUGGAAGCAAUUGAUCAACUUAGAAGCAAUAUUCGUUUCUUCAGCAGCAACAAAGGCUUUAAGAGUAGUGAUGGGGUGCUCAACCAUGCAAAUAAUCUACUUGCUAAAGCUAUUUCAAAGCUAGAAGAUGAGUUCAGGCAACUGUUAUCAUCCUACAGUAAACCUGUGGAGCCUGAACGUCUUUUUGAAUGCCUCCCAAACUCAUUGCGGCCAUCCUCAGGAUCACCUGGACACCAGGGUAUUUCUGGUGGCAAGCAUGCAUCUCCUACCAACCAUGCUGAGAAUCAAAGCAGUAACCUAGAAACUGCUGUUUUUACACCUCCCACCCUUAUACCUCCACGAAUUCUUCCUUUAUUGCAUGAUUUGGCCAAGCAAAUGGUUCAGGCAGGUCACCAGCAGCAGCUGCUUAAUAUUUACAGGGAUACUCGUUAUGUAGUUUUGGAAGAAAGCCUACUCAAGUUAGGAGUUGAAAAAUUGAGCAAGGAAGAUGUUCAGAAGAUGCAGUGGGAGGUUUUGGAGGCCAAAAUUGGGAACUGGAUUCAUUUCAUGCGCAUUGCUGUCAAGUUGCUGUUUGCUGGAGAAUGGAAGGUUUGUGAACAGAUGUUUGAAGGGUUUGAUUCCUUGAGGGAUCAAUGUUUUGCCGAGGUCACUGCAAGUAGUGUUUUAGUGCUGCUGAGUUUUGGAGAUGCAAUUUCCAGAAGCAAGAGAUCACCUGAAAAGCUUUUUGUUCUUCUUGACAUGUAUGAGAUAAUGCGGGAGCUUCACCCUGAGAUUAUAGCAAUUUUUAAAGGUAGAGCCUGCACUGAGAUUAGAGAAUCGGCACUGGGUCUGACAAAACGGCUUGCGCAGACGGCACAAGAAACCUUUGGUGAUUUUGAAGAGGCAGUUGAAAAAGAUGCAACCAAGACUGCUGUAACUGAUGGAACUGUCCAUCCUCUUACAAGCUAUGUGAUCAACUACGUGAAGUUUCUGUUUGACUAUCAAUCAACCUUGAAGCAGCUUUUCGAAGAGUUUGAUACUGGAAAUGAAACCGUUUCAAAGUUAGCUUCUGUAACAAUGCAAAUAAUGCAGGCCCUACAAACUAAUUUGGAUGGUAAAUCAAAGCAGUAUAAGGAUCCUGCUUUGACUCACCUGUUUCUCAUGAACAAUAUUCACUACAUGGUCAGAUCUGUCCGCAGGUCUGAGGCCAAGGAUUUGUUAGGAGAUGAUUGGGUGCAAAGACAUAGGAGAAUUGUUCAGCAGCAUGCGAAUCAGUACAAAAGGAUUGCUUGGGCAAAGAUUCUUCAAUGUCUCUCAGUUCAAGGACUAACCUCAUCAGGGGGAGGUAGUUCAGUUGGCGGUGAUGGAGGAAGUAGUAGUAGUAGUAGUAGUGGAGUUUCAAGGGCAUUGGUAAAAGAAAGGUUUAAGACUUUCGGUAUGCAAUUUGAGGAGCUUCAUCAAAGACAAUCGCAAUGGACUGUUCCUGACACUGAGUUACGGGAAUCUCUAAGGCUUACAGUCGCCGAAGUUUUGUUGCCCGCCUAUAGAUCUUUCGUGAAACGUUUUGGGCCUCUAGUCGAAAAUGGGAAAAACUCCUCUAGGUACAUUAGGUUCACAGCAGAGGAUCUGGAACGGAUGUUGGGAGAAUUUUUUGAGGGGAAGACCUCGAAUGAAUCGAGGCGAUAAUUUUGACCUCUCUCUCUUUUCCCAUCUACUUCCACUCUCAUGGAAAGUAAGUAAUGUGGGAUAACAUGUUGAACUCGUUGGGCACCGGCAAACCUAUUCCAUGCUCUCUCUGUGGAGCUUAGCGAUUGAAUCCCUGUUAGGUAUUUUUUUCCUGGUCUAUUGGUUGCAUUUUCAUUGGAGGUGUGAUGUUCUGAGGUGGGCUCUUGUCUACUAGAUUGCUGAAUACCUCGCAUGGUAUGCGGCGAUUGUAUAGAAAGGAAAUGGAAAAUGUAUGUGUUUGCUAUGUAGUAUACUACAUGCAUGAUAUGUGACAAUUAGUCCCUGACAUUAUUUCAUUUGUAGCACAAAAAUAAUCCCCCCUCUAUUUUUUGCAUGAGAUAUAUUAUAUAGUCCUAGCUCCCAUUUUUUUU